Molecule: messenger RNA, 2470 nt
Organism: Anneissia japonica
Lineage: Eukaryota; Metazoa; Echinodermata; Crinoidea; Comatulida; Comatulidae
Product: angiopoietin-1 receptor-like
Exons: 10
Coding region: 172-2064 (630 amino acids)
Molecular function (GO): protein binding
Source: RefSeq, a predicted model, not a curated record
AGUAACUGUAAAAACUGUUGUAUAAUUAUUCAGUGCUCAGUCUAAAUUUAGAAUCCAGAUUCAGAAAUUCUGCUCUGAAUCAGUGACAGUAUAGGAGAAAACGACAUUGCUAAAAGUCACAUAUUUUUAGACCUACCAAGGAGUAACAUCAUUACAGCUGUGGACUUGAAGAUGUACGGUACAGCAUGUAGGUGGAUUUUUAUUCAAAUAGCUACACAAGUCUGCUUGUACCGACUUACGGAAUCUACAGAUCCACUGGAUAUAACAUUCUACUCAGGAUCACCAGACAGUUCAAAUGUCCGUGGAUACGCGCUUAAAGACAGCAAAACAACAGAUUUAUCAAUCGGUAUAUUAAACAAGAAUAACAAGGAAAAUGUAACCUGGACUGAUACUGGAUAUUCAGGAGAUGACAACACAGGGAGUGAAGUACGAAUGAACAUGCCAGAAAAUAAAAUAUUUGACACACCAAGCAAAAUAGCAUACAGGAUACAUGACAAUUUUGUUUAUCUCGGUGUUAAAAAUUUACAAAGCUCUCAAGCAGUCGGCGUGUUUUCAUUUGAAGCUACUAAGUCUACAGUGGUUACCAGGUCGGCAAUUGUUGUGACGUCAGUAUCAGCCAAUAUUAGAAUGCAGUUUCGAACGAUGACUGUCGGAAUUGGGGAAUCCGUCACUAUCAAACUCAGUAAAGGCAGAGAUUAUACCAACUUACGAUGGAGACAAAAUUAUGGUGACGCAAUUCAAAUGUGGAACGGUGAAUCGUCCGUUACGAUUUCAAAUAUACGCGCUAAUGAUGACGGGGUAUAUGAAUGUUAUAACGAUGGCAGUCCCGUUGACAACAACCGCGGAGUAAUGAGACUCAUUGUUAGAGAUUGUCCAUUUCCAAAAUGGAGUCCCCCUGAAUGUGAAAUGGACUGUCCUGUGUGUUAUAACGGUGGAGUUUGUGACGACAAGAAUGGUGUAUGUAUUUGUCCUGCUGGCUUCAGAGGAGAUAAAUGCGAAACAGGUUGUGGGUCAAACAACUGGGGACGUAAUUGCGAUGUCUUAUGUAGUAGUACUGGUUCUAAUAAAGAUGAAGCUUGUAGAGGUGAACUAUUUUGUCCGCCUGAUCCUGUCGGUUGCGCGUGCAUAGACGGAUACGGAGGCAACAAUUGCGAUAGAGCAUGUGAUAGCAGUCACUAUGGUGCAGACUGUCGCCAAGUAUGUCACUGCAAUUCAGGAGGAUGUAAUAGAAAAACAGGGACUUGUUCAUCCGCGUGUUUGGCCGGUUACACGGGACCAGCUUGUCAAGAACUAAUGCCUAAUCAGACCUGUGAGUCUGGUGUUUUUGGUGUCUUGUGUAACUACCCAUGUCAUUGUAAAGACUCGGCUGAUUGUAAUCGCGAUGGGAGCUGCGACAAUGGAUGUCACGAAGCAUGGGCUGGUAAAGACUGCAGCAUAGCACUACCUUACAGUUCCAAACCACCAACACUUUUGAAUCAAACAGCAACCACCCUAAAGAUUGCAGCUUGCAGCUGGGAUCCAGUUCAAGACUUUGGAACAGGAAAUAUAACUGGAUGUAAUUUAUGGUACAAAACAUCGCGGACAAGUGCAUUUAUUACAGUUAAUAACAUUGAACAUGGUGUAUAUACCAUAGACAAUCUCCUGCCACAUACGACUGUUGAAUUCUACACACGACAUUCGAGAUUAAUUGGCGGCAUAGAGACCGAUGGACCACCUAGUGAACAUGGAUCAGCAGAGACUAUUUGUACAAAACCUUUAGAUGAGCCAGAAAUAGAAUUGAAAACAGCUGAUGGUAAUGAGAUAACCCUUUCAAUAAAGCCCGUUUCAAAUUCUCCUGAGAAAAUCCAAUGUGAUGAUAUACUUCGAUAUCAAGUGCGAUACCAAAGCAAAGAUGGGAAUGAACAUGACAUUGUCAACACAACAGACGGUUUGCAAACAGAAGUCAAGAUAUCGGGAUUAUCAAAAUGUGUUGCUUAUGACGUCGAUUCUAGAGUUGUUAAUAACGAAGAGGUUGUCGGAGAUUGGGGUGUACCUGUAGCGGUUCAAACAACACCAUCAGGUUAGAGCCUUACUAUUAGUGAAAAGGUUUAUUAUAAAAAUUAGUAGCAGUAAUAUUCUGUAUUAUUAUUAAAUAUAUUGCAUAGACCCAAUAAUAGGUAAAUGUAGGGUGCUCAUUAUUCUACUGUCAUCAUAUUCUUAAUGUAGGAAUACUGACUGUCCUUGUAGAAUGCAAUAUGCGAUGGUUAAAUAAUCAUAAUCUGGCUUAUACCGUCUUGUAUAUUAUACACCGUAUACAACGAAGUUACAUCAGUUUAAUUAUUAUACUGGAACAGAAUCAAACGCCAAGAACCAGCGUAUAUUUUUUCACCAUUUUAUAACUACGCCAUUUUUUUAAUUCAUCCUAAGAAUGACUGUGAACCAGGAAACAGUGACAUUUCACUGUUCCCUGCUAUAAACACACGCUUUACAU